CUCUUUGACUCUCGGGUGUUUUUAAAAUGUCCGGGUUUCAGGAUUUUAAAGAUUUAUUCAGACGGAGGCUGGGAGAGCUGACAGGACCAACAACAACAUGCGGUUACGUAGAGGAGCUCCGUCGACAAAGAAAACCUCUGGAUGUGAUUUUAACACCAGGAAUGAAGCUGCAGAGCGCAGUGCUUCCUGCAGACAUCCAGCAGGUGUCGGUGGGUGAAGUAGAGCCUUCUGAUCAGCAGCAUUGGACCCUGAGUCUGGACCAGCAGCAGACUGAGCCUCCGCAUAUUAAAGAGGAGCAGGAAGGUCUGUGGAGCUGUCAGGAGGGACUGGAGGAGGCUGAUAUCAUCAAGUUCACAUUUAAUCCCAUUUCUGUAAAAAGUGAAGAUGAAGACGGGAACCCUCAGUCAUUACAGCUUCAUCAAAUACAAAUUGAACAGAUGGGAACAGAAGCUGAUGGAGAGGACUGUAGAGGACCAGAGCAGACCAGGAACUCGGAUCCAGAGAGACAUUUACACUAUGAGAUUGAGGUCAACAUCGAAGGCUCUUCUGAAGCUGAGACUGACGACAGCGAUGAAUGGAUGAACACCAGAGAACAUCAGUCAGGUUUAAAUUCUGAGGAAAAUCAUAAAGCUCAAAAUCCAAAGUCUGAUAAGAUUUCACAUUUCUGCUCUGAGUGUGGAAAAACGUUCAAAACAAAUUCUACUCUGUCCAGACACAUGUUAGUUCACACAGGAGAGAGACCCUUCAGUUGCUCUCAGUGUGGUAAAAGAUUUAAGCGUAAAGGCAGUCUGACUGAGCACAUGUUGGUUCACACUGGAGAGAAACCCUUCAGCUGCCCUGAAUGUGCCACAAGAUUUACCCAGAAAAGUAGUCUGACUAGACAUAUGAUGAUUCAUGCAGGAAAUAAACCCUUCAGUUGUUCUGAGUGCAAUAAAAAAUUCAAUGAUAAAGCAAAUAUGAUCAGACACAUGAAAAUUCACACUGGAGAAAAGCCCUUCAGCUGCUCUGAAUGUGUCCGUACAUUUAAAGAAAAGUCUCAUCUGAAAAUUCACAUGGCACAUCACAGAGGGGAGAGACUCUUCAGCUGCUCCGAGUGUGGUAAAAGAUUUAAUUUCAAAGGAAAUCUGACACAGCAUAUGAUAAGUCACACAGGAGAGAAACCAGUCUGCUGCAAUGUCUGUCACCGAAGAUUCUCCAGGGGUUAUCAGUUAAAAAGACACAAGUGUGUUGCUGAUCAGGCACCAGAGCCACAUAGACACCACACAAAACUGAAAAGAGGGGCGAAAACAGGAGAUGAAGAGGAUUUUGGAGCACUAGAACAAGCCAGGAAAUCGGAGCCAGAGAGACGUUUAAAAGCAAGGACUGGUAUCAAGAAAAGGAGCACAACCAGCAAUUAGCUGAACCUCAAACCUAGUAAAUGGCUCUUAUUUAGCUAGAAUGCCAUGAAAACUUAACUCAUGUAUUUUAUCUUAUUUUAACCAUUACUAGUUUUAUUGUAAAACAGAUUAUUUUUGUUUUAAUGCAUAGUCUCCUAACUAUAUUGAUAUAAGGAUUUGCACCACUGUUUAGGCCUGUUGGAGGAACAAGAAGCAAAUGAGAGAAAAGUGUUUCAAACUUUUUCAUCUGAGGGACUUGAAAUAUAAACCUCACUGUGACUUUUGACUGCUGGACAUCAAAGAUGAUCGUUAACAAAGAAAUAUCAGAUAUGUGCCUUCUCUUCAAAUGCUAAUGCAUUACUGAUGUUCUCCCAGUAUAAACAAGAUCUACUUCACUGAUUAUAGGUGAUCCAGUGUUUUCUCUGCUGUUUAUUUGAGUUGAUGGCCUUCCUCUUAUAUUAUUUUAUACUAGCUGUAGAUUUAGAGUAUCAGCUUUGAUUAUCACCUAAUCAUUAAUCUUGUCAUAUUUUACAUUCCUGUUCAUUGCUGGCCAAUUUUUAUUAAGAAUAUUUGAUGGUAGAUCUGAAUUAAUACUUCUAGUUUACAGCCAUCAAAUCUGAUCACCUGUGGUAUGUUCUGGUGUCUGCAGCUGAGAGAAGCAAUGUGUGAAGGGAUAGACUGAUCUGAAAUUGAUUUAACAUCAGUAACAGCUGAUCUCAGCCCUGAUGGCAAACAUCAGCCAUCAGAAAAGAACGUGGCAUUAAUAGACAUCAGCAGCCACUGUUGUCCCAUCAGUGUAAUGCUGGAAUCUGGCACACCUAAAUGCUGAGUCAAAUAAGAGAUUUUAUUUACUUAAUUUACUGAUCUGUUUUCAUGGUCUAACAUUAGAGAAGAUGGCAUACAACAAAUGUGACUCCAGAAGAAGCACUGAAUUAGUAUUGGCUAGAUUGUUAUGUAAUCAUAGGUAUCGGCCAAUUUUUUAUGAAUAUCUCUAACAUGUAAUGUAGUGGGAUUAUGUAGGUUAAUUGUAUUGCCAACCAAUGAGUAUUAAGCAUUUGUAAACCAGAUUAAACUAAAAUUCAGUCUUCUGCUGCUAUAGGUCAGUCGUCCUUCAAUGAAGCCAUAGCUGCUAUGAUAAAAAUCCUCCACAUUUGGAAACAAGUCCAAUUAUUUUAAAAUUUCAUCCAAUCAUGAAAUCUGAGUUGAAUUGAAAUAAAAGUGGGUUAGUAACCAAAUGAGGUGACAUAAAGUGGCUUGGUGAAGUGUUUAAGGUCAUGUUGGCACAUGAGCGUUAGGCAAAGAUAGGUAAAACUUAAUCAUGAUAUGUUCCAAUGGAACUUUAAGAAAAGGACGUUUUAAUUUUGGCCAGAAACUCUGAGGUGCUCAGAAAUCUCUGGUUCAACUAAGAGUAACCGUUCUGUAACACAUGGAGUAUCCAAAAGAGACUGUGAUGUGCCCCUCUGUAAAUCUUUUUUUUUUUUUCUGUUUAGGGGAUUAAAAGUGAAACCUGUAGAGUUUCA
This is a messenger RNA of Cheilinus undulatus (humphead wrasse), 2896 nucleotides long. Its product is annotated as zinc finger protein OZF-like. The coding region runs from base 27 to 1397 and encodes 456 amino acids. Lineage: Eukaryota; Metazoa; Chordata; Actinopteri; Labriformes; Labridae. Gene Ontology annotation, molecular function: DNA-binding transcription factor activity; RNA polymerase II cis-regulatory region sequence-specific DNA binding. Gene Ontology annotation, biological process: regulation of transcription by RNA polymerase II. The transcript has 2 exons. The record is from RefSeq and is a predicted model, not a curated record.